UAAAAAACUUACUCCGUGUGCCAAAUAACAGUAAGAUUUUAGCACAUCAACGUAAAAAAAAAGUAUAGAUAGCGGCCAAAUACCGGGAGUGAUCGUCUUUUUGCCCUUCCGUGCGCCGCUUGAAUCUCGUUGUGUAGAGAUUAGGUCUUAUAUAAUCAAUUCUUCCUCCAACUCCGGCGGCGGCCACUGCGGUGGCGGCGGCGGCGGCGGGGCCCAUAGAUCCGAAGCAACCGCCGCGGUUUUACGCGGGUUUAUCUUCAAUCUGGGGAAGAUUUGGGAGAGGAUGGCUAAUCUUGCCAACAUGUUUGCUGUCCUUGACCUGGAUGGCGAGGACGAUCGAAAGGAAGUGGAACAACCGACAUCCAGCAAGCCAGAAGCUGCUGCCACCGCCGCCGCCAGGAAACCCGAUAGUGGCAUGGUGAAUAACAAAAUGAUUGUAAAUUAUAAUGGGGAUACACUUGGUUCAUCGUCAAGUGAGUACAAGAUGCCAUUGGUGUGGAUUGACUUGGAAAUGACCGGUUUGGAUAUCAGAAAAGACCGCAUAUUGGAGAUUGCUUGUAUUAUAACAGAUGGUAAACUUACCAAACGGAUAGAGGGUCCUGAUUUGGUUAUAAGACAGAGCAAGGAAUGCUUAGACAACAUGAAUGAAUGGUGUAAAACCCAUCAUGGUGCCAGUGGACUGACAGAACAAGUACUGCAGAGUGAUAUUUCUGAGUGUGAUGCUGAGAAACAGGUGCUAGACUUUGUUAGGAGGUAUAUUGGUUCGGCGACUCCAUUGAUUGCUGGGAAUUCUAUCUAUACAGAUUUACUAUUUUUGAAGGAGUAUAUGCCACAGCUUGCAGGCAUAUUCCCUCAUGUGAUAGUUGAUGUGAGCAGCAUAACGGCUCUGUGCAUCCGCUGGUUCCCCAAGGAUUAUACAAGUAUGGUAUUGCUAGUGGACUCAACCAAAUCUAUUUUUGCAGAAAGGAAGCAAGCUCCAAGAAAGGAGAAAAACCACAGGGCACUGGACGACAUCAGAGAGAGCAUCAUGGAGCUGCAGUACUACAAGGAGAACAUCUUCAAAUCGCGGCAAUCUAAGCAUUAGCCUGUUGGGAUUCAUUAGCUCUCUUGAUUGUUGGGAUGAAAACGUUCCCUGGUGUAUGAUCCUUCCAUAGAUUUGAUGAUGCUUAAAUGGCCAAGUGCCUUUGGGGUAACGCCAAGAUUGUAGUCACAUAGGGCCUGUGUGGUUGGUGACCAACUUUGCCAUGGCUUGCCACUUGUUUUGUCACACUGGCAAAAGUGCUCCCUAUCCCACUUUACUAGUUUUAGGGAAA
Molecule: messenger RNA, 1313 nt
Organism: Aegilops tauschii subsp. strangulata
Lineage: Eukaryota; Viridiplantae; Streptophyta; Magnoliopsida; Poales; Poaceae
Product: oligoribonuclease
Cellular component (GO): mitochondrion
Molecular function (GO): nucleic acid binding; 3'-5'-RNA exonuclease activity
Source: RefSeq, a predicted model, not a curated record